AUGGAGCCGCGUGCGCCCGCGCUGCGCCGCCUGCUGCCGCCGCUGCUGCUCCUGCUGCUGCCGCUGCCGCCCCGCGCCCGGGCCAAGUACGUGCGGGGCAACCUCAGCUCCAAGGAGGACUGGGUGUUCCUGACAAGAUUUUGUUUCCUCUCGGAUUAUGGCCGGUUGGACUUUCGCUUCCGCUACCCCGAGGCCAAGUGCUGUCAGAACAUCCUCCUCUAUUUUGAUGACCCAUCCCAGUGGCCAGCUGUGUACAAGGCAAAGGACAAGGACUGCAUUGCCAAGGAGUCUGUGAUCAGACCUGAGAAUAACCAGGUCAUCAACCUCACCACCCAGUAUGCCUGGUCAGGCUGUCAAGUGGUGUCAGAGGAGGGAACCCGCUACCUGAGCUGCUCCAGCGGCCGCAGCUUCCGCUCCGUACGUGAAAGGUGGUGGUACAUCGCGCUCAGCAAGUGUGGGGGAGAUGGGCUGCAGCUGGAGUAUGAGAUGGUCCUCACUAACGGAAAGUCCUUCUGGACCAGGCACUUCUCGGCAGAUGAAUUUGGGAUCCUGGAGACAGAUGUAACCUUCCUUCUCAUCUUCAUCCUCAUCUUCUUCCUUUCCUGUUAUUUUGGAUAUUUGCUGAAAGGCCGACAGUUGCUUCAUACUACCUAUAAAAUGUUCAUGGCUGCAGCAGGAGUGGAGGUCCUUAGCCUCCUGUUUUUCUGCAUCUACUGGGGUCAGUAUGCCACCGAUGGCAUUGGCAACGAGAGUGUGAAGAUCUUGGCCAAGCUACUCUUCUCCUCCAGCUUCCUCAUCUUCCUGCUCAUGCUCAUCCUUCUGGGAAAGGGAUUCACGGUGACACGGGGCCGCAUCAGCCACUCAGGCUCCGUGAAGCUGUCUGUGUACAUGACCCUAUACACCCUCACCCAUGUGGUGCUGCUCAUCUACGAGGCGGAAUUCUUCGAUCCAGGCCAGGUACUGUACACGUAUGAGUCUCCAGCCGGCUAUGGACUCAUCGGGCUACAGGUGGCAGCGUAUGUGUGGUUCUGCUAUGCUGUGCUGGUCUCACUACGCCAUUUCCCAGAGAAACAGCCCUUUUAUGUGCCCUUCUUCGCUGCCUACACCCUCUGGUUCUUUGCAGUUCCUGUCAUGGCUCUGAUUGCCAAUUUUGGGAUCCCCAAGUGGGCCCGGGAGAAGAUUGUUAAUGGCAUCCAGCUGGGAAUCCACUUGUAUGCCCACGGUGUGUUUCUGAUCAUGACUCGCCCAUCGGCGGCCAACAAGAACUUCCCGUACCACGUGCGCACGUCGCAGAUCGCCUCUGCCGGGAUCCCCGGACCCGGAGGAAGCCAGCCGUCGGACAAGGCCUUCCCGCAGCACGUCUACGGGAACGUGACGUUCAUCAGCGACUCGGUGCCCAACUUCACGGAGCUCUUCUCCAUCCCUCCGCCCGCCUCCUCCGUAAGCCCCGCGGCCCCGGCGCCCGAGGAGCUGCUGGCGCCGCCCCUGGAGUACCUGACCCCAGUCCCGGCCCCGCCACCGCCGCCGCCGCCGCCGCCCUCCCUCCCCGCGCCCGGGCGUCUGAGCCCACCCCCGGCCUUCCGCAACCCCCGCGUCCCCACCCCGCGCCGCGACCGCCCCCCGGCGCCCGCGCCCACCCUGCCCGGCUGGGUCCUGGCACUUCUGCGCACGCCCCCGCCGACGCCGCGCGCCGUGCCCCCGCCGCCAGCCUUCCGCGGCUCCACCCCGGGUCCCCCGCCGCCGCCCGAGUUUGCCCCGCGCACCCUAACGCCACCCCUGGAGUACCUGGCUCCGCUGCCCAGGCGCCCCGCCACCCGCUCCUUUCCUGAUUGA
This is a messenger RNA of Perognathus longimembris pacificus (Pacific pocket mouse), 1833 nucleotides long. RefSeq names its product transmembrane protein 145 (gene Tmem145). Gene Ontology annotation, biological process: response to pheromone; G protein-coupled receptor signaling pathway. The transcript has 14 exons. The coding region runs from base 1 to 1833 and encodes 610 amino acids. Lineage: Eukaryota; Metazoa; Chordata; Mammalia; Rodentia; Heteromyidae. The record is from RefSeq and is a predicted model, not a curated record.